Messenger RNA from Xiphophorus maculatus (southern platyfish), 1687 nucleotides. RefSeq names its product cilia and flagella associated protein 53 (gene cfap53). Lineage: Eukaryota; Metazoa; Chordata; Actinopteri; Cyprinodontiformes; Poeciliidae. Bases 79 to 1617 code for a protein of 512 amino acids. The transcript is spliced from 8 exons. The record is from RefSeq and is a predicted model, not a curated record.
CUAUGGUAACCGAACUUCGGCCCGCCGCAGAGACGGUUCUGUUUUUAACUGAUCCGGUUCCGUGAGAAAAGAGAGAAAAUGAUGGAGAGCGACGGGAGAUUGAAAUGUCGGGACAUCCGCCUCAUUCUGCCCCGAACCAUGGCGAUGAGACACAAGAUGAUCCAGAAGGAUCCCGUCCAGCACCUGGUGGACCGGAACCAGAAGCUGAAGGAGAUCCGGGACGAGGUUCUGGGGUUCACCAAAGAGUACCGGGACUGCAGCAUGAAGCAGUGGUGGCUGCAGCGCUGCGAGCGCCGCUACGUCAGAGGAGCCGUGGCGAGAGGCGUGGAGGCGGAGCUGGAGCAGCACGAGGCCAACAUCAGCCAGAAGAGAGACAGGCUCAGGCGGCUGCUGGUGGCGGAGGAGCAGCAGCUGCUGCAGCAGCUGGAGGACAGCAAGGAGACGACGCUGGAGAGGCAGGUGAGGAUGAGGGAGCGAGCGAAGACCCUGAAGGACCAGAGAGAGAGAGAGAGGCUGCAGCUGGUGUCCGACAAGAUGGACCAGCUGUUCACGGAGCGCUGCGAGGAGCUGCGCUGCAUCCAGAGCCGGCGCCGCCAGCAGCAGGUGGACCGGGAGCGCCGCCACCAGCUGGAGCUGCAGCAGGAGGAGCGUCUGCGGCAGCAGGAGGAGGAGGAGCUGUUCCACCGGCUGUGGGAGGCCGACCGGCAGGUCAAGGAGGAGCAGGAGGCGCGGCAGCAGCUGGAGCAGCGGCAGCGGGACCAGGAGCUGCGGCAGAUGCUGCAGGAGCAGAUGGAGGCGGUGGAGAGCCGGCGGCAGCAGGAAAAGGAGCUGAAGGAGGAGGAGGCGCUGCUCCUGCUGGAGCAACAGAAGAUGGAGCUCCUGCUGCAGCAGCGGGAGGAGCAGCUGCUGCAGCAGCGGCGGCGGGAGCGGCGGCAGCAGCUGGAGCAGGACCUGCGGCUGAAGAUGAGGCGCCUGGCGCAGGAGCAGCAGCAGGAGCUGGAGACGGACAUGAAGAUCCUGCAGCAGAUUGACAAGGAGGAGACGGAGCAGCGGCAGGAGGAGGCGCAGAGGAAGGCGGAGCGCUGCGAGGAGCAGCGGAGGUACCGGCAGUAUCUGGCUGAGGAGCUGCAGAAGCAGAAGAAGGAGGAGCAGGAGACGGAGCAGCUGAUGGAGGAGAAGCUGAAGGAGACGUGGAAGAAGAGGGAGGAGGAGAGCCGGCUGCGCAGGGAGGCCCGCGACCGGCUGAUGGAGGAGGUGCUGGAGACGCAGCGGCUGCAGAUCCAGACCAAACUGGAGAAAAACAAGGAGAGACAAGAGCAGCUGGAGAAGGAGAAGGAGGAGGCCAAGAGACGGAGGGAGCUGGGCGCCAUGGAGGAGGAGGAGCAGAGGAGGAGCCGCAGGCGGGUUGCAGUCGCCUACCAGGCAGACCUGCAGGCCCAGAUGCAGCAUCAGCAGCAGCUGCGGCGCCACCAGCAGGCGCAGGAGGUCAAAGAGCAGCAGCAGGGCCGGAUCCUGGAGCAGCUCUACAGCCUGAGGAAGGAGCAGCUGCUGGACAAGAUGGACGCCUGCAGCCACCCGUUCAGGAGAGCGCUGCAGCCGACGGCGCAGACCCACUGACCCACUGACCCACUGACCGAGAGCUGGACCGCAAACCAGCAACUAACCAGUAAUAAACCAGUAAACCAGU